AAAGAUUGAGACAACGAAACUAAAUGGGCCAGGCCCAAAACAAUGAACCCCAGGCCCUAACGUUUUAAUAUCAUUGUAUGAGUCUUCAGCGGCGAAACCGCAGAGGUCUGUCCAGUUUAUCAUGAUUAUGUCCCAGACGAGAGUGCAUAGAGUUCAACAUGGAUAACGUACAUGCAUAGAUGGACAUGGAAAGAUACUAGGUUAAAGGUUACUUGAGAGUUCAGUUGUGAAAUUGCUUCAUUUAACGUUUUCAAGUUUCAACUAUCAUCAGACCACUGGAUUGUUCACCUUAUUCUAGAAUUAUUUCCAUCAAGGAGUUUAAUAGAUCUCCUCGAUGAAUUCUAUCUUAUUACCUUCCUCUCCUGUCCUUCAACUUCCUUUCCCCCAGUUCUCACUCUGUCGUCAAUUACAGCCUCUAUAUAUUUCAAAAUCCAGGGGCAAUCGUUGUGCUAGCCAGAACUCUUCUCUUCCCCAUUCAUUUCAACCCAAUUCAAAAUUUUCCUUUCACAGUCAUCAACCAUUAAUUGCCACCGCAGUCCCUUCAGAUGAGGGACCUGUAUCUGUAAUCAACUUUGAAGAUUUUAUUGAAAAGGACUGGUCAUUUCUUGACUCAGAGGAGUCAAAUUCUAAAGAACAUGACCAAAAUAUUGGCCGGAUUAUUUCUGCUGGAAGGAUUGAGGAGACUUCAAGGGUGUUAGUUUCACUUGGUUCAGAAGGAUUUGUGGAUAGGUUGGUUGAUACAUCGCCCUGCAGUCUUUUGCUUAUUGUCCAUGACUCACUUUUUCUGUUAGCUUGUGUUAAAGAAAAGUACGACAAGGUUAAAUGUUGGCAAGGAGAACUGAUUCAUGUUUCAGAAAAGUGGGCACCUUUGGAUGUUGUGUUCCUUUACUUUCUGCCAGCUUUACCCUUUAAACUGGAUGAGGUUCUUGGGUCACUUGCUAAACGUUUCUCACCAGGUGCGAGAUUGGUUAUUAGCCAUCCCCAGGGAAGGGAAGUCUUAGAGCAGCAAAAGAAACAAUAUCAAGAUGUUGUAACUUCAGAUUUGCCUGAUAAAAUGACUUUGCAGAAGGCUGCAGCUAACCAUUCUUUUGAAAUGGUUGAAUAUGUGGACGAGCCAGGAUUCUAUCUUACUGUCUUACGGUUAUCUGAUGCAAGAAACUGAGAUCAGAUUUUUGGAACAUAUUUUUUUCUACUUGGAAUAGAGUCGCCUUUUUUCGCUUC
This is a messenger RNA of Populus trichocarpa (black cottonwood), 1221 nucleotides long. RefSeq lists its product as uncharacterized. The record is from RefSeq and is a predicted model, not a curated record. The transcript has 3 exons. The coding region runs from base 335 to 1162 and encodes 275 amino acids. NCBI's taxonomy places the organism in Eukaryota, Viridiplantae, Streptophyta, Magnoliopsida, Malpighiales, Salicaceae.